This is a messenger RNA of Falco peregrinus (peregrine falcon), 5123 nucleotides long. It is a transcript of the gene TRAF2, whose product is annotated as TNF receptor associated factor 2. The transcript is spliced from 10 exons. Gene Ontology annotation, biological process: protein K63-linked ubiquitination; positive regulation of JNK cascade; regulation of apoptotic process. Lineage: Eukaryota; Metazoa; Chordata; Aves; Falconiformes; Falconidae. The record is from RefSeq and is a predicted model, not a curated record. Bases 649 to 2067 code for a protein of 472 amino acids. Gene Ontology annotation, molecular function: ubiquitin protein ligase binding; ubiquitin-protein transferase activity; tumor necrosis factor receptor binding. Gene Ontology annotation, cellular component: cytoplasmic side of plasma membrane; cytosol; plasma membrane signaling receptor complex.
CGCCCGGCCGAGCUCGGCCGCUGCGCCAGCGUCGGUUCAGGGCCGCCCCCGGGAGCUGCGUGCCCGCUCGGGCGGCAGCCGGCGAGGGGAGGGCGGCGCGGGCCCUUCCCGCCUUCCCCCAGCCUCAGCGCAGGGCCCGGGGGUUCCCGCUCCCCUCGUGUGCGUGGCGGCUGUGGCAGGCCCUUCCCGCCGGCUUGCAGCUGCCGCGGCCCGUUGGCCGGCAAAGCCUCCGGUUUGUGUUCAGUUUCGCAGGAAACCUGCGUAAAGCCGUGGGUGGGAGGCAGGCCCUGCCGCCGGAAGGCAGCAGCGUGCCACCGGCAGGGACGUUCGGCAGUAAGGGCAGGAAAGCCCGGACCUCCCGCUCCCUUAUUUCUGAAAUACGGGGACGGGAGUGAAACCCUGGGCCGUGUUUCCGUAGGGCCUCCCCGCAGCAAAAUGCGGGAGGGGCGGCUGCUCUGCGGGCUGCCGGCGGGCUGGGCAUCGCUUGGCACCCGGGUGCCGUGAGAGCGUGGGGCUUCCCCUGCGGAGGUGGGCCUGUGACCCUGACACCGCCCGUGCUCCGCCCGCCGCUGUGGGAGGCGGCAGCUUGGGGACUGGAGGUGGAACGUUGAGGAGGCUCUGGAGAUACAGCCAGUUUUUUUCGUUCACAUGGCAGCAGCAAACUCUACUCCACCUGGCUCUUUGGAUCUAAACCAGCCUGGGUUUGCAAAGGAGAUCCUUGGAACUAAACUGGAGGUCAAAUACCUCUGCUCCGAUUGCAAGAAUAUAUUGAGGAGGCCGUUUCAAGCUCAGUGUGGACAUCGCUACUGUUCCUAUUGUCUGAAGAAAAUUAUAAGUGCUGGACCUCAAAAGUGUGCCAGCUGUAUUCAGGAAGGAAUAUACGAAGAAGGAAUUUCUAUUCUAGAAACAAGCUCGGCUUUCCCGGACAACGCGGCUCGUCGGGAGGUGGAAAGUCUGCCUGCUGUCUGUAUUAACAGUGGCUGUACUUGGAAGGGGACUAUUAAAGAAUACGAGGCUCAUGACGAAGUCUGCCCCGAAUUUCCGCUAACUUGCGAAGGCUGUGGGAGGAAGAUCCCAAGGGAGAAGUUUCGGGACCAUGUGAAGUCUUGUGGGAGAUCAAAAGUGCCUUGCAGAUUUGAGGUUGUCGGAUGUGCUGAGGUGGUGGAAAAUGCAAAGCUACUAGAACACGAAAGCAAGUGUUUGGCUGAGCAUCUCUACAUGCUACUGAGUUUUGUGCUGAGCCUCAAGGCUGGAUCUGGAGACCUAAAGCCCCUUCCUGCUCUUUCCUCAUCACAAAACAGCUCCCCACUACUGGCAGCAAACUCUCUGUGCUCAGAGUCGGAGCUCUCCAGGUCCCUGGAGCUCUUGGGAAGAUGUGAGGCCCUUGAGAGGAAAACAGUGACCUUUGAGAACAUUGUCUGUGUGCUCAAUCGGGAGGUGGAAAGAGUGUCUCUAACAGCCGAAGCCUACAGUCGGCAACAUCGCCUAGACCAGGAGAAAAUUGAAACACUGAGUAACAAGGUCCGGCAGCUGGAAAGGAGCAUUGGGCUCAAAGAUCUGGCCAUGGCUGAGAUGGAGGAAAAGAUCCGCAACAUGGAAGCUUCCACCUACGAUGGUGUUUUCAUCUGGAAGAUAACAGAAUUUGCCAGGAAGCGUCAGGAGGCGAUAACAGGCCGCUCUCCUGCGAUCUUCUCUCCAGCUUUCUACACAAGCAAGUACGGCUACAAGAUGUGUCUGCGCGUUUACCUGAACGGGGAUGGCACCGGGCGUGGGACCCAUCUGUCCUUGUUCUUUGUGGUGAUGAAAGGGCCCAACGAUGCGCUUCUGCGAUGGCCCUUCAACCAGAAGGUAACCCUGAUGCUCCUGGAUCAGAACAACCGGGAGCACAUUAUCGAUGCCUUCCGACCUGACGUGACAUCCUCCUCCUUCCAGCGACCCAUCACGGAAAUGAACAUUGCCAGCGGCUGCCCGCUGUUCUGCCCCGUCUCUGUGAUGGAAGCCAAGAACUCCUACGUGCGUGAUGACGCCAUCUUUAUUAAAGCCAUCGUUGAUCUCACGGGCCUCUAACCCUCCUCACCUCCAGGAGCAGUGAACGCAGAGCCAGCCCCGAGUGGGGCACCCCCCUCUUGUGCUGCACUUCAGGCAGGUCUCGGAGCGAGGAGGGGGCAGAAAGGGGAAAGGGAAAAGCCCUUCCCAAAAAGGGACCUUCACUCCGAGUGGAAACGAGGUGUCUGACGGGAACCCUCUUCCCUGGUGUCAGAGAGACCUUCCCUGAGCAGAGGUUUGGGUGGAUGAUCCCAGUCUGCAGGGUACAAGAAGAUCUCCUGCAGGAACUUGGGUGUCUGAACUGCUGCUGUCUGGGCUCCCAGUGGAAACCAGUGCAGCUCUUGCUCUACUUGGCUUAGUGCACAUCCACAGUGCUUUGUAGUAAAACAAGGGUUUGGCCUGCUGGAGCACCACCUUGUGUGGAUGUUUGGCUCAGUCAUCUAGGAUUUUCUUCAGAGAUCUCCAUAUUCCUGGAAGUUUUGUGUGCUGCUGGCUGGUCUGUGCCUUGGUGGACAGGAAGGGUGUGUGGCGGACUUGGUGCAAGCCAGGCGAGAAUGGUGCUAACUGGUUUGCUGCUGUUUUGAUUCUGUCAGUGUCUUCAGUGAGGGGUGCUGAGCUGAGCUGCGUGGCAGGUGGGGGAGCAGUACCUCAAGUCUGGCUCUCGCUGUGUGUUUGAUGGGUGCUGGGAGUGCAGGAUGGGGCAGGCAGCGCCUGUAAGGGAGUGUGGGACAGCACCGGGGAUGCCCGUAGCGAAAGAGAAGCGAAUCUCCCCUGGAGACUGCCCGUCCUGUCCCAGGAGAGGAGGGUGACACGGGGCUCCGUGCAGCACAGCAGCCUCCCACACCCUGCGAACCCCAGGUGGAUUUUUAGCCAGGCCCUCCCAUGCUUGCAGCUGAGCAGCUGUGGGCAGGGUGGUGGCAGCUGGAAGCUGACUUUACUCACACACAGGUGCUCUGAGCUGGCUUUUGUCCCUGUCACAGGGCAGCUGGCACACCAGCCUUCCUGGGGUCCUGUACAGCUGCAGCUCCACUGCUGCCAUCCCUCCCCACAGGCACUCACGGCUGCGGCACUGAUGGAUGUGGCACAUCUUGUCUGCCCAGGUAGUGGGCAGCUGCUGGCCAGCUCCUGCUGUCACCUACCCGCAGCAGCUUUCUGCUGUCCUCCCCUCAGCUCUGGGGCAUGCUCUCUGCUCCUCACUGAGCCUGCAGCCACCGGGGUAGGACCUGAAGUGGGUGGAGAAGUCCCCAAGUGAAGCUUGCCGUCUCCUUUCUGUCCCGGGGUUCCUGGCACCUUUCCCUUCAGACAGCAAGUGUUUGGCACCCAGGAGAAGGUCGUUGUGGAAGAGAAGCCAUGGCCAUGUCCCUGAGCUGGGGCUGGCUGGUCCCUCUGGGGCUGUUUUGUUGGGGCUGUGAGUAGCUCCGGCUGGGCAGUUAGCCAGGCUGGGCUCUGCAGGCUGUGCUGCCUUCUCUGCCUGUGCUUCCCACCCCUGUGUCAGCAUCUGAACGUGCCCCAGGCCGCUGUGUUGGUCACCAGAGCCAGCUGCUGACCUCGCCUUCAAUGAUAGUGCAGGACCCAUCCUCCCAUGCUCCUCCUCUGGGCAGGAGGGCUGGCUACCACUUGCUCGUGGGCACAGGAGACGUGAGGCUGUGGUAGGGGAAAGCCCAAAGCCUGAUGGAUGCAGAGCCCGUCCUCGUGGUCCGCUUCCACCUCUGCUCUGGCAUGGCUGCACGGUGGGGCUGUCGGGGAGAUGGCCUGGGCCACCCUGCCAGGUCUGGCUGUCCCCUGCUCCUGGGGUGGUUUGGAGCAUCCCUGGUGCCUUGCCUGGCAUCCUUCUCCAUCCUGGUGCGCGGCUGAGCGGGACCCUGACCCAGGCUACACCUGCACCCCAGGGCUGUGUGUGGGCUGGGGGCGCUCCCUGUGGAUGGGUGCUGGAGGAACCUCCAGGUCCCCGUUGGAAGUCUCCCUGUGGAUCUUGCCAUACCGGUUGUGUGGGAAGGGCAGGGCAGGCUGUGGCAUGGGUCAGCGCAGCCGCACAGUGGGCUGUGAAACCUCCUGGCACAGCUGCUGUGACUGAAAAGGUGAGGGCUGUGGUACAGGCAGGGCUGGGCAGCUGCCUGCACCCUGCCCUGCUGCCACUGUCCCCUCAGCUCUUCCCAGAGGUGGGAGAGGGGUGCCAGGACCCUUCCUUUGUGCAAACCCCCUUCCAGCCUGGCCCGAGGGAUGGAUCAAGCCCCGUCUUGCCCCUCUCACCCCACUCUCACCCUGUUGCCUUAGGAAGGAAAAAGCCCAGCAAAGCCUGAGAGCUGUGCUCCCACCCACAGCAGCUCAGCAUGGAAAGGCCUAGAAGGGGGAGGAAAAUCAGCUCUGCUCAUUUGGGGGCUGGGAUUAAUGUAUUAUUUGGGGGGGGCAGGGAAGCUUGGUCUGAGCUGUGUGAAUGUCUUUGCUCUUGGGGUGCUGGACACCAGUGCCUGCAGCAGGUGACUGGCCCUGUAGUGCCGGGGAUACCUGUGGGGAUGUUGGCUCAGCUUGACGGGGGUGGGGGGCGAAGGGUCUGGCCUGCUGUCAGGGGGUGGGUGCUGGUCCUCCUGCCCCAGCAGGUGCCUGCAAGCUCAGUGGGAGGGUCUGUGCUGUGAGCAGAGAGCAGGCUGACCACUUCCAGCUUGUGGAUGGACACAGGGGCGUUGGAGAGGGGUACAGCACGGCAGGUUGAGCCCCCCCUGACAGAAGCUUUUACUUACCGCAGCGUUGCCCUUCCCUCACCAUGUGGGUGAAGAGAUGCAGGGCUGGUGCUGACAACAAUCCUUUUUUCAUUUGUUUAGCAGCUCUGGAGCUUGCAGUGGUAACUGUAGUACUUGUCCCUUGCUGCAGGCAGGGGUAUGGUACCUUCCUGGGCACAGCUCUGCCAGCCUGGCUGGCACAGGGACAGACACGGCACAAGCCACUGCUGGAUUGCUGUGUUUUUUCCUUUCUUUCCACAGCUAUCAGAGAACACCCAUCUCAGCCUGGCACUGUGAAGUAAGUUUUCCUUGAGGAUGUAGUACAGUCAAAACCACUAAUAAAAACCUGUUUGAAGAGCA